CUGUGUUUUCAGUUCCGAUGGUGACCUCAAACAUGAAAGUCAACAAAAAGUUGUUGCCUGUUAAAGGGCAUUAUUUUCUUUUCAAUGCAGGAACUGCGCCCCUAGUCCCUUAUCUCUCCACAUAUGCCCGGCAGCUAGGAUUCUCUUCUGCCACGGUGGGUCUGAUCUACACAAUCCUGCCGAUAUUUGGACUUGUAGCAAAACCUCUUUUUGGAGUUAUUGCUGAUAGAUUUAGGAUACAGAAAUCAAUUUUCAUACUAUUUCAAAUAGUAACUAUUGUGAGCUUCGGCGCCAUAUACCUAAUACCGGAGUCCGACAGCCUUGCCACCGUGGGUAUAUCCUGCAGUAGUGGAUUAUCUUACCUGCAGAGCUGUUAUCUGGAGGAGAAAAUGAUAGAUUGGGAUAAAUUAGAGAAGCUAGGCGAAGAAAACGGCACGGCGACCUGUCAGAUGACAUGCGACAUGACCUCACCAAAGAUGUGGCAAACGAUAUGCGAACACUGGCACAUACCGCAGUACUGUUACAGUGCCACAGACAGUAUAAACUACACGGCGUACGUGGCCAACUCCACUGUGCGCGACAACUGUGCGUAUAUUGCGGCUAACAACGUCUCUCUAGAAGGCAAAUUUUACACUCCCCGCUGCAAUAUUGGAAGUGACUACGUGGACAUAAACGAGCCCUGUAACCUGCAGUGCGACAACGCCGCUCUAUCCGGAGUGAUAGGCAGUCGCACCGCGAACAUGACUUGCGGGAAUCAGACUCUCAACUACAAACUUUGCGUGAACGAUACCUCGUUGGAGCAGCUGCCUACGAAUGUUAGCAGUAAAUGUGAGGCGCACUGCGACCUAGACUCGACGACCCCAUGGCGCCUCAUGGAGAUAUGCGACGGUUGGUACGCCGAUGACGCCGAAUCCUGUCAGCCGAAGACCAGACAGGGUCAGGCGCUGCCAUCCGAACUGUCGUUCACUGGUUACGUGGAACUAGAGACCGCGACUAACGUUAGCAGCUGCGUUUACGUUAGACUUAAAAACGUGGCCAUUCCUAACGGUGAUUCGGAGUCUGUACAUUAUCCGUAUUGCGCUUCACACGAAUUAUUCCAGACGUCGUGUAAAAUCAACUGCAAUAACGCUCAGUUGAACGAGAUGUUCCAAGCAGCGGCAGAGAGCCUCGAUACGGGCAGCCAGUACACCAGGCAGUUCUGGAUGUUCUUCGUACUGAUGGCGCUCAGCUGGGUUGGCAUGGCGGUCGUUGUUACCUUCGCUGAUGCCAUCUGCUUCAAUAUUUUAGGUGCGAAAGUGUCCCAAUACGGCAAGCAGCGCCUGUGGGGUUCGGUGGGCUGGGGUAUAUUUUCCUUGCUCACUGGCGCCCUGAUAGACGUGUUCAGCGAGGGCGAGUACAAGAACUACGCCGUCGCGUUCGUGCUAAUGUUCGUGUUCAUGCUAGGUGACGUCAUCGUGUCGUGUUUCAUAAAGAUCGAAUCCACCAAAAUGUCCGUAAGCAUUCUCGCCGAUGUCGGAACCCUGCUGUCCUCUCUACCCACUGUGAUAUUCUUUCUAUGGACCAUAGCAGUCGGUCUCUGCACGGGACUGCUGUGGUCUUUCCUGUUUUGGCAUUUAGAAGACAUUUCGAAGCAAAACGGCGGUGGGUCGGAGUACGACAAGACUCUGCAAGGCCUGGUCAGCGCUAUACAGACGUUUGGAGGGGAGAUACCCUUCAUGUUUGUGUCUGGUUUCAUCCUAAAGCGUUUAGGCCAUAUAAACAUGAUGACCAUUGUUCUGUUCGCGUUCGGCGUGCGCUUUAUACUUUACUCGCUGUUGAGCAACGCAUGGUGGGUUCUGCCCAUAGAGAUGUUUCAGGGCAUCACCUUCGGCAUGUUCUACCCCACCAUGGCGUCCUACGCCAAGGUCGUAUCGCCGCUCGGCACUGAAACCACUGUGCAGGGUCUAACGGGAGCGAUAUUCGAAGGCGUCGGCACUUCCCUCGGAAGUUUCAUCGGCGGCCUCCUCUACGACCAGUACGGGAGUUGGAAGACCUUUCUAUGGUUUGGGAUCGGGUCCCUCGUUUUCUGCGUCGUCCACGUCACCGUCCAGUGCCUGGUGAAGGACAGAACGGCAGGAACACCGCAAGGUGGCUACAUGUCCAUCAUAAGAUAUGAGCAGCCCGGAGACACGGUGUGUAUAAUGGAGGAUCACCUCGAAGGCAGGGAAAUGCAGUUGCGGUAGUUACAAAUACCAUAUGUUUACUUAAUUCGAAAAGCGAGACUAUUUGACUUAGUGAGUUUUGAAUCGGUCAUACCGCUGGUCAAAAGAGGUUGGCGCACCGGUUAAGUGGCAAAUUGUGUGAAAGAAUC
Cydia amplana is the source of this 2350-nucleotide messenger RNA. It is a transcript of the gene Sugb, whose product is annotated as major facilitator superfamily domain-containing protein 6. NCBI's taxonomy places the organism in Eukaryota, Metazoa, Arthropoda, Insecta, Lepidoptera, Tortricidae. The transcript has 13 exons. Gene Ontology annotation, cellular component: membrane. Bases 18 to 2222 code for a protein of 734 amino acids. The record is from RefSeq and is a predicted model, not a curated record. Gene Ontology annotation, molecular function: transmembrane transporter activity.